CACACCUCUUCUUUUGCCACAAUCCCCACCAGAUCCCUUCUCACGAAACCAACCACAUCACCACCACCUUGCUCCAAAUCCCACUCCAACACUUUCCUAAACUACUCUUGCCUCUUCACCCAAAACCCAUUUCUCUCCAUCCCUUAUCUCUCUCUCCUCAUCCUCCUCUUCUUCUAUAUCCUCAUCAAAACCGCUCAAGACCACUUCUCCAUUGUAACUACCAAGCUAACUAACCAACUAAAUCUCUCUCCCACUAUUGGUGUUGUUACUCUUUUGGCCUUAGGCAGUGGCGCCCUUGAUGUCUUCGCAUCAGUCGCCGCGGUCCGAGGAGGCCAGUACCGAACUGGGUUCGGAGCAAUACUCUCUGCGGGGACCUUUGUCACUGCUUUUGUUGUUGGUUUCGUGGCAAUCUACGCCGCACCCUUUUCGUUGAACCCUGUGACUUUUGUGAGGGACGUGUUGUUUUACUUGGUGGUGGCAUUGUUUUUGUUCUAUGUGUAUCUUAGUGCCAAGAUUUUUCUGUGGCAGGCUGUUGGGUUUUAUGUGUUUUUUGUUGGGAUUGUGUUUUGGAUGGAUUUUGGAUUGGGUGGAGGGAGGAGGAAGAUUGAGGCUGAGCUGGGUUUAGAUUUAGGAUUUUGAGAUUUUGUUUGUUUUCUCUUUGGGCAAAACGG
Messenger RNA from Quercus robur (English oak), 671 nucleotides. Its product is annotated as cation/calcium exchanger 5-like. Lineage: Eukaryota; Viridiplantae; Streptophyta; Magnoliopsida; Fagales; Fagaceae. The transcript has a single exon. The record is from RefSeq and is a predicted model, not a curated record. The annotation marks the transcript as partial. Gene Ontology annotation, molecular function: monoatomic cation transmembrane transporter activity. Gene Ontology annotation, cellular component: membrane. Gene Ontology annotation, biological process: transmembrane transport; monoatomic cation transport.